Capsella rubella is the source of this 1365-nucleotide messenger RNA. RefSeq lists its product as uncharacterized. The record is from RefSeq and is a predicted model, not a curated record. The transcript has 7 exons. Bases 35 to 1282 code for a protein of 415 amino acids. NCBI's taxonomy places the organism in Eukaryota, Viridiplantae, Streptophyta, Magnoliopsida, Brassicales, Brassicaceae.
UCAUAAAAUAUCAAAGCAUUUGGGUAAUUUUAUCAUGAUUUGUCGGAUAACGACCAGUUUAAUUGUGAUUGUUAUACUAUUAGGAAUAGUCACGAGAAGCGAGUAUUCCAAUACUCGUGAUGUUAAAGUAGAUCGGCUCCUGAAGAAACUCAAUAAACCUUAUGUUAAAUCCAUCAAGAGUCCAGAUGGAGAUAUCAUAGAUUGUGUUCACAUGAAAAAUCAUCCAAUUUAUGAUCAUCCUUUAUUCAAAAACCACACCAUUCAGAUGAGACCAAGUUCUUACCCAGAAGGAUGGACCAAUAAAUACUCAAAUAACAAAAAACAAAAUAUGGUUGCUCAACUUUGGACAAUCAAUGGUAUAUGUCCAAAAGAUAGUAUUCCGAUCAGACGAACGAGAAAAGAAGAUAUUUUACGAGCAAAAUCAAUAGAAAAAUAUGGAAAAAAGGAACCCAACAAUAUGUUUUCACGUAAAUCAGUUAAUCAACCGAGACAAAGUGACACACAUGAGUAUGCUAUACUUAGACUGCAACCAAAUUCCCCUCAAACUAAGUUUCAUGGCACCCAAGCGUUUCUAAACGUGUGGAGACCUCAUGUACAAGAUGACGGCGAAUUUAGCCUAGCACAAGUAUGGGUUGUGGCUGGAAAUUAUAGUACUCUACUUAACUCCAUUGAAGCUGGUUGGCAGGUGUACCCUGAACUUUAUAGAAAUGGUAGUCGUCUAGUUCGACCAUUUGUCUAUUGGACUGCUGAUAGUUACAGGAGAACAGGUUGCUAUAAUACUAUGUGCAGCGGCUUUGUUGCUAUCAACCAGGAAUUUGCUCUAGGUGCACCCAUUCUUCAAGUUUCCUUCCAGGAUGGUCAACAAAUCGAGCUUUUCGUAAGUAUAUGGAAGGACCAUAGCACAGGAAAUUGGUGGUUGAAAUUUGGUCCUCAUUUUUAUGUUGGGUAUUGGCCCAACGCAUUGUUCAAUACUUUACAAACUGGUGGAGCUGAAGUCCACUGGGGAGGCGAAAUCGUAAAUUUAAAGAAUCACUCACGACAUACAACGACAGUAAUGGGAAGUGGAUCAUUUGCAGAAACUGGAUAUAAAAAGGCUAGUUAUUUUAGGAAUAUUCAAAUACUUGAUGAAUAUAAUACUGUGAAACAACCUGUAAGUGAUUUACGACCUGCUGUGACGCAUCCUAGUUGUUAUACCAUUAGGUAUGGCACUAAUCAUCCUACAUGGAAGACUUAUUUCUAUUAUGGUGGUCCUGGUGGAACUAACCCUUUUUGUACUUUAUAGAUGUAUGUAUGUUGUGUAUGAAUCUAUUAAUGGUGAUGGUGAAAUAAAAUGUAAGAUAAAAUUUUAGAUGGCCAAAAUUUGAA